AUGCCAGUUGUUCAAACGACAUUGGAUACUUGUUCUUGGGAGGAAUUUAAGAAUCUUUCACAUGAUUUGAACAUAUUUGCACUGGAGUUUCAGACUUUCGUGGUAAGACAUUUUGCGCCAUGUUAAUUUUUGGAUAUAUGUUGACUAUACAAGCAUUUUGCAACAAAAUCUUCCAUCUUUUAUGUGAUUUAAUCCAUUUUAUGAACAUCCAUGUUACGCCAGUGCCUUCAUUUGUUUAUCAAAUGCAUUAUUUUAAAUAUUGCUCUGUUUUGUAUCUUAAUCUUUUCUGUAAUCUUAAUAAUGAAUUGACCAUUAUGUAUGUUUCCGUGGAGGUCACAAAUCCCAUAACGAAUUAAUUAUGUUACAUUUAUUUUUAUCAUUGUAGAGUUAUUCUAUUCUAAUGCUAGUAUGAGCAGCAGAGAAAAGAACAUAUUUUAAAUCCUUGUUGAGAUUCGUACUAAAUCACAGUAUAUUGUGGGAUAUUUACAUUUAAAUAAAUCAAGGCUUAACCAACCAUGUCUUUCUUGUUGCAGAACAAAUCCACAAUAAACCCUAGCAGAUCUGUUCCACUAAUUCAAUGUAAUGACCAGUGCCAUCCAGAAGGCCUAGCAGCAAACAAAGAGGUAAUGGAUGCUUUUGUGAAUAUAACCAAAGUAAUGAAGUUACAAUUUGGAGGGGGGUGUGGGGGGGGGGGUCGGAAGGUUCAUACUUGGAGCUAUCAUUGAAAAUCACAGAAUAAAAGCUUUUCGUCCAUUUUCAGCAUAUUGAUAAUCACUCUGUUUUCACGGAUGGCUGAAUUAAAAAGUCAAUUUCUAUUAGCAGAAUUUACACUGCACAUAAACAUCUAGCUGUAACGCACAGUCCUAUUUCCAGUGGUGAUAUUUUUGAAACUUAGGUUCCAUGUCUGGAAGCAAAUGACACAUAUGUAGAUUUCCUUUACUUAGUUUUUAAAUGUUGAUAAUUAGUAAACAGACAGAGGGCAGAAAAUGGUGACUGGUGAUGAACUAGUCCGCCUUCACUCUUCAGGUGGCUCCUAGCCGGCCAAUGGUCAUCUAAAAAUCAAAGGGAGUUAAUCAAAACGAUCUGUUUUCCCUAUACCUAGUCUUGUCAUUGGUUAAUGCUACCUGCCGGUUUAUUUUCUACAAUUGAAAUAACAGAAUGAUGAUUAUUAAACAUUUCUAAUAUAUAUUGUAUGUCUCACCCAGAGAUGUCUCAAGCGUAUUUAUGAGGUUCUGUACUAUUAUGAGCAUUAUACAUUGGAACUAUUUGGAGAAGGCAGCUUACACAAGAAUAGUCAUGUUUCACUGAAAAUCAACCAAAUGGAAAGUCACCUGAGGUCAAUUUCAAAUAAAGUAAAGCCAGAAGUAGCAAACGCCAUCACGAACAUUACAAAGAAGAUUCACAGCCUCAGGAGAUGUCUAGAGGUAAGUAACAGUCAUAUGUUUUUAAAGUCCUCUACGUCAUGAAAAUCAUAGAGAGUACAUUCCAAAUUAGAGAACACUGACUACUCUUGUUGCCUGUGUAAAAGAAUACAUUUAACCCUGGUCACACUCUUUGCUUCAUUGUUUUGGCAUAAUUUGAAUUGUGAUAAACAGAUUUGGUUUAUAUCAUAUAAAAAAUAGCCAAACUAAAUAUUACUUAACUGUUACAAUAUAAGAAAGAAAGAAAAACCCAACAACAACAAAAGUUUAGGAAAAGAGUAGGUGCUAGGCAACCUUUGGUACUCCAGAUGUUGUACGCUACAUCUCCUAUAAUGCUCUUACAGCCAUAAUUACACAAUCAGGGGACAUGAAGUCCAGAGCAUCCGGAGUGCCAAAAGUUGCCUACAUUUAGCUCAGAGACAUAUUUAUUAGAGCAAGCCAAACGCAAUAAUCAGGCAAGCUGAUGAUCAUGAAGGAACAUUUAAAUGGUGUCCAUGGUGAUUGCUCCUAAUUUAUUAAUUUACUCAUACAUGUUAAGCUUGGUAAAUAUUUUGCAUUUGAAAUGUAUCAUGAUACAAACAGAUGCUAUUCUAGUGUUAAACAGGGGCUAAUUUCCAUGGACAUCCGUACAAUGUAUCCUAACAGUUAGCACUUUAUCUAAAAGCACCUUUUUGUCCUGAUUUAUCUACCACUUCAUUUUGAACUAAAUCUAGAUUAUGGCAAUCCAUGUCUUAUGGAGUUUACAUGUGCAGUCACGAACAAUAAGCUAUUAUUUCAUUCACAUUCUAGUGGCACCCAGUGGUCAGUCUUUGUAUUGCAUAAUUAUUGUACUGCUGAUAAAUGUCACAACUCUUAUCUCAUAUACCUCCCCAUAGUCAUGUGUAAUGAUUUUUGAAUAUAGAUAUGCAUACAUAUCACACCCUGGACUGUGCAAGCUGAAUUAAUUAAACGUCAUGAAUUUAACUGUCCUUACUAUUCCUGUCUGUGAAUUUUACUUUACUACUAAACGAGACCCAUUGAGUUUCUAAUUGAGUUUCUUUGUUUUCUCACAGAAAAAUGGCUACAAGGGGAACAAUACAGAAGAAAAAGAUCAUCCUCCUAUUACUAAAUCAUCCAUUGAAUAUAUCUCUGGCCGUUUUAUAUCUGUGACUCCUCUUAUAGCAAGAGUCUUCGCAUUGGGUGAUCCAUCUCGCCACAUGUCUUAUCAGAAGAAAUAA
Messenger RNA from Pelobates cultripes (western spadefoot toad), 2638 nucleotides. NCBI's taxonomy places the organism in Eukaryota, Metazoa, Chordata, Amphibia, Anura, Pelobatidae. The record is from the annotation of a GenBank genome assembly.